Messenger RNA from Bradysia coprophila, 2828 nucleotides. RefSeq lists its product as uncharacterized. NCBI's taxonomy places the organism in Eukaryota, Metazoa, Arthropoda, Insecta, Diptera, Sciaridae. The record is from RefSeq and is a predicted model, not a curated record. Gene Ontology annotation, cellular component: membrane.
CUGUACCGAGCGCCAUGCCGUUAUUGUGAUGAAUAAAAAAAAUAUUUUCGUAAAUUGUGUGGUGCAGAUAAGUUUAUAAAUUUUGUGCAGCUCAUUUAUGUAAAUGUGAGAUGAAAUAAUAAAGAUGUCGUCGUGCGUGUUGUGUGUGUAAUCCAAAUUUAUUGUUUGGGGUCUCAACUGUACCGAACGCUAAUGUAACAUACUAUGAUACUGUACUGAUUAUAUGAUUAUAAUGUUUAAUGUGUCGUACCGGUGAAUUUCUGUUGAGAACGAUUAAUUAUUUUGAAAAGUUCCGAUAAGGGCAAAAAUGAUUCCAACAGAAGAUUUAAUUGAAGCAGCGCAGAACAACACUGAAGAAGAUUCAAUUUAUGUCGAUAUAUAUCACAGUGCUGAAAGUGGUUUAGAUGUUGGCGAAGAUGAUGCUACAAAUGUGCCACAGAGCAACAACAAUAGCAUUAACAGAAUAGAUUCAUCGAGCACUGACUACAAGGCAAACUUUGAGUUUAUCCGAAGAAAUAAAUUCGAAGUAUUUACUGCUAUAAUAGGACUGGUAUUAGCAAUUCUCGACUGGUUCUCCGACAUUAUUCAAGGAACUGCAUAUUUUUUUAACGAUGAAUUAGCUAAAGGAUUUCUAACACUUGGCACUGUUUUUAUCUGUGGUCUUGUUUCACUCGUGAUUUUCGAAUCAAGAAGGAUGAAAGUAGGACGUACUUUCACAUAUUCAUCAGGCAUGCGAUGGUGUAUGAGCUUUCCUUCUAUUCAAUCAAUCGUACUGUCAAUUAAAGUGGCAUUGGUAGCCUUGUACCCAAAUCCCUACAGAAUGAAGCACCGCGCACGAUUCGUCGAUUAUAAGAGAGGUUUGCAGAGAGAGGCAACUAUUUUCAAGAGAAUUGAAACAACACUGGAAUCUGCACCGCAGGUUUUGUUACAACUAUACCUCAUUAUAAUGGAAUUGUCAUCUGAAACAUUUUCGAAGAAAAGGGAUUUUCUGUUAAUAUUUAAGAUAAAUGCAGCACUUCUGUCCUUCUUCACCAUCUUCACAUCCAUAGCCAGUGUGUCGGAUGCAUUGCGUGGUGCCUACAUGGAACGGUUUGAUGUGAGAAUUCCAUUAAGUUUAAAACUCUGUCUAAACUUGGCAGCAUUUAUGAAGUAUUUUUUAAGAAUCGCAGCUAGCACUUUAGGAUAUGUCCUGUUAGCCAAAGGCACUCAAGUCAUGCUUGUUACAGAGAAGUGGUCAGCGAUAUUUGCUUCGUUGAUCGUCGCUUUCAUGAUCAUUCUUUUGCCACGAUUAGCAUUUCUGUUUGUCAAAUUGAAAUUGGAAAAUCGGCAGCUAAUAGAUACACAGCGUCCGACAAAAAUCGACGUUAUAUUGGAAGGUGCUCUGCAUUUUUUUGUAUCGCUGUUCACUUCCAGUAUAUUUAAAAUACCAACAUCACCUGAAAAUCCUGGCUCAAUUCAUCAUUCCAUGCUGAAGCCAGCGGAAAAAUGGUUUAAGAUUUACUUGAUUGUGGAACCAGUGAUACAUUUGAUGUACUGGUGUCUUCUCACCCAUUUCUUUUCACUGUCAAAUGAGAUUUCACAACUUAUAAGUUUUUCAGCCAUAAUUCUAUCAUGUAAUGCGCUGCAUUAUUUAUUCAAACUGAUUCUCCUACCCAGAACUGUGAAAGAGUACAACCAUUGUAUGAAUGAUUGGGAAUUGGUUUAUAAUUCUCAAAAUACAUUGGACUUACUUAGAUUUGAUGGUCAGUUUUCUACCACUUGCGAACAUCUAGAGAGACGUAUUCGACAUUCUGUGCUAUGCCUACAAAAUUAUGACCAAUUACCACAAUCUUUCUCUGCUGAUAUAACCAUGAGGAACACUAACUCAGUAGGACAUCUUUCGGAAGUUCAGGAUUCAGUUAGGACUCACGUCCAGGCAACUGAAGUAUCUAGUCUAGUUGACGACAGUUCAGAUGAACAUCGACUUCCUGUGAAUAGACUGCAAGGGGUCUGCCAAUUAUCAGAAACUAUCCACUCACCGAAUCCUGAUUCACAAAAUAGUUCUACUGGAAACCCCAUCAGCUUUACAAAAUUGCUGGUAUUUUACAGUCGUUGGCGAAAUCGAUUUAAUAUAAAAAUUAACUUUUAUCCCAACGAACCUGACGAAACACAUUUUGCUGUUGAACUGACUAAAUCUCGUCAUAUUCAUUUUCUAUUGACUUAUACAACUUUGAGAGUGGUGCAAUGGAUACGGAUACUGAUAAACAAAUCUAAAUUUUCAGAACAACAUACACACAUGUUAGCGUCGCUUGUAAAUGCAACCGAUGAGCUACUCAUUUGUCUGCGGGAACGAGUAACUGAAGAUAACUAUAAUCCACCAAGAAUUCCUUUGCCAAUUGGGACAUACUUAAGUUUCUUCCAGUACGACGAACAAAUCGAUAUUGUCAAGAAAAUAUUUUAUGUUUACCACAACAAUGAGAUUGAUUUUCAAUAAACAAUAGCAGAAAGAGCGACGCUCCCAAAAAUUAAUUUUCAAGGAAUUGCUCUUGAAUCUAAUUUCAAUGAAAUGAUGAAUUGGGUCGGAAAUUCGUUAAAUUCGAUUUGUUUUUUGGUUCUAUUUUCACAAAAGAUUUGCUUUAACAUAAAUAGAACGUAAUAGUAGAGUGGCACUUUUAGUUAUUUUUAGUAGUGUAAAAAACACUAACUGCAUUUUUCCAAGGUCGGCGGAUCAAAAAGGUUUAAAAAUAAUAAUAAAAUCAGCCGUUCCAUGUUAGCAAACCAUUUCUUUGUACACUAACAACGCACUUCAAGCAUUAGAGUUACUCAAACUCAAAAUAGAGUACUGAAAC